CGUAAGAGGCUACCUUUCAGGCUCAAUUCCGGAGCUGGUACCUACAUGACACCGUCAGGCACCGGAUGCCAUCUCCACCACUAUCUCUCGCUUAAUUCAACCACAUUCCUCAGCUUUGGUACUCUUCGCCGGUACAUUCUUUUCGAGAUGCGCCUGUCGACACUCUUUUCGCUCUGCUGUCUGUCUUUCCUGCCUCAUGAACCAUAUCGAAGUGUGUCCUGUUCCAAGCUGAACACUCGGUCAUUUGAUGGCUGAGUCAAUCGGCGGCGGUGCACCUGGGCAGCUGCCAGCCAAAGUGGAAGCCUCGGCGAUACCCAACUUGAGUUGUGCUAGAGUGACGCGGCGCCAAUGGACCCUCAUCGCCAUCACCGGCCUUCUCAAUGUUCUUUUCGUCUGUUCUGUACUCUGCAUUAUUGUCCAAAUUUACGAAAUUGUCUCUGAUCCGGACGACUCGACCAACGUUGCGUCGGAGAUUCUGACUUUCAUUUCGGCGCUUGCAACACUAGCUUACGUUGUCCUCCAUAGUAUUUUCUCUCUGAAACAGAGAAUAUGGCGACACCAAGGCCAGCUUCCUGCCAAGGACAAAAAGACUUCUUACAUCGCGGUCCGUUGUGGCGGGACACUAUGCAUGUUGUGGCUGCUGACCAGCGGCUGGAACAUGAUCAUUGUUGCUCGACGCCCAAGAUGCUUGCCUGGGGCUCUCGGUUUGACUAGUUGGGAGAUCGGCACGACUUGCCGGGUAGGUCGAGUGGGCGUCGCUUUUGCAAUGAUAGCCUUGUUGGCUUCGUGCGCACUGUUCGGCAUGCUAGCAACCGUGAGGCGACCAUUCGAAGCGCAUCUGCUCAACUACAAGCAUACGCCACAUGCUCCUACGCCAACAAUCACACCGACUAUCUCCCCCAGGCAGUCACGCUCUCGCAGCACCUCGGUCGCAUCGACCAGAUUUAGCAGAAGGGGUGUAUCCUUCUCAACCCAUCGAAGCACGCACUCGAACGUGUCCAAUGCAGACGUUGACACGAUUGAUCUGAACUCAACGGCCGCCUCGGAUGGUAUCGCAGCACCAGCUCCCAUCCGUUCUCUCGGCACAGGGAUAUUCACUUCCCACGUACACCCACCGCCGGUUCCUGCGGCUUACGCAACACCAUCUCACAACCCAUUAGUUGGACUCCCUCCGCCUAUCUUCCAACCCUCUCUGUCAACUCCCAACCUCCCUCUCCCACCACGCAUGUCCGCUCUCGUCUCAUCAUCGGGCUUCGUACCGCUGUCCAUUCCAGCUCAAUACGCACCCUCUAACUGGCGUGCGGUCCACCCCGCAGCCCCUUCGCCACUGGCCGUCGCCGCCUCACGCUCCCAAUCAAACCUUCCCUCCACAGACCCUUCACAGCGGUUUUCUUACCGAGCUCGGCACGCGCGCUCUUCCAUAUCGCUGACGCGCCCCCACCGUCUGAGCACCUCCACACCUGCCCACAGCGUAGGCUGGAGUUCGCGCAGCGGUUCCACGAGCCCCCGCGACAGCCACGAUGGCAAUGAGCGAAGGGCUGCGGCGGGCCAAAUCGCUUUUGCUAUACUCAACGGGACGAGGAUACCAGGGACGGACUUUGCGAGGGCAGCGGGGAGGCAUGCGAGACAUAAGAGUGCGCCUGAUGCGUCGGCGUCGGCGGGCGCGCAGGUACUGCGGAAGAAGGUGCAGGUAAUUCCGGGGCAGGGGAAGACGCUGGUGAAGUCGUCGUCUGCAACGCUACUAGGCGUGCAUGAAAGUGGUCCGCCAGCACCAGUGCAGAAAGACACCGCGGUCAAACCAAGUACAGGCAUUGCUCCACCUCAACGGAAACUGCACUCGGAGCGUCCAUCAGCAGUCUUGCCGAAAUCGAAACAACCGCCACCACCACCUCCGCCCCUGCGCUCGCCACCGCCUGCCAACGUUCCUGCUGUACCUAUGCCACUUAUGGUCACUGCCCCGCGGCAGGUGCAGCGUCCACCCCCGGCAGCGCUGACAAAGCGACUGAGCGCGGAUCCUAGCAUCGCAGCGCUGCUCGGUCCGGCAUCGUGGGAGAAGGAGAACGUUGAGGUUGGGCUUGGGCUUGAUUUCGAUUUUCAGAUGGUGAAGAAUAAGCCGUUACCUAAAAUCAUGGGUGUUGGAGAGGACGUGAAAGCGAAACAGAGCGGGCAAGGUGUGUAUUAUAGAUAGUGGUGUAAAUGUGGAGGG
Messenger RNA from Paraphaeosphaeria sporulosa, 2206 nucleotides. RefSeq lists its product as uncharacterized. The transcript has 3 exons. The record is from RefSeq and is a predicted model, not a curated record. Bases 248 to 2188 code for a protein of 646 amino acids. Lineage: Eukaryota; Fungi; Ascomycota; Dothideomycetes; Pleosporales; Didymosphaeriaceae.